Cantharellus anzutake is the source of this 429-nucleotide messenger RNA. RefSeq lists its product as uncharacterized. Bases 21 to 341 code for a protein of 106 amino acids. Lineage: Eukaryota; Fungi; Basidiomycota; Agaricomycetes; Cantharellales; Hydnaceae. The transcript is spliced from 2 exons. The record is from RefSeq and is a predicted model, not a curated record.
GGUAUUUACGUAUAUCGGGCAUGGGUUUUUUAUGUCCUUUACAUAAGCCCGUUUGUUCGUUCUUCCUGUUUUUCAUAACCUCACUUUGUACUGUUGGCUGCUUGCCUGUACACCAUCCCCCUCUACCGGGUCACUCUCAAUAUAAGAAGCUUCGGCGGUUGUCAGGGCCGUCGCCGCGCCACAGAUUCUCUUUUUUCACUUUCGCACUCCCGUGCGUGCAACGUUGCAGUUUAGAUGAAUGCCACCCUGGUACUUGCAGAAAUGGCCGUUUCGCUCCUGGGAACGUAACCGGUGUUUCUGAAACCAGUGGGACACAAGCUACGAGACAAGAACAGUCAUAAACUUAAUGAGCCAUGGCAGAACAUUAAUCUAGCUCAAUCGUGGGUUACAAGAGGAAUGAAUAAAAAGGGUAUUGGAAGUAUGUCCAGG